AUGGCUGACCUGCUUGACGCGAAGCCAGUCCUCGAAGAUACAUACCAUCCCAAAGAUGCCCUGGCAGCAUCAGUACGCGGCAUUACAUAUGCAGGCGCUGCCGGCCUGUUCCUGGCGGCUGUGCAGAACACGGUAGCGAAGGAGAGCAUUGGACCAUGGGGCGUCUUUUCGCGGUUCGGCAAGACAAUUGGGCUUUUUGCUGCUAUGGGUGGCAGUUAUUCGUUCGUCACCACCGCUACCGCCAAUCUCCUUGAAAAGAACGAUCCUACGAACCACGCACUAGGUGGUGCAUGCGCCGGCGCACUUGUUGGCCUAAGGAAGAGAUCCAUGCCCUCAACUCUCGGUAGUGCAUUUGCCCUCGGGGCUGUGAUGUUCGUUGUUAAUUAUACCGGGCGGCCUAUAUUCGAGUCGUCCUCAGACGCUCCUCAAUUAGAUCGCCUAGCCUACAAGGACGAGGCAAAGACCCGAUACAGGCGACCACUGAACGAGACCAUCAACGAACUCGGAGAGGGCAGAGGUAUCUAUGGACCCGGAUACGCCGAAAGACGUAAACAAAGAAUCAAAGAAAAAUAUGGUAUCGAUGUUCAAGAGCCAUAUUACACCAACAAAUCUGCUGAAGCAGGCACCGAGUUCUAG
Messenger RNA from Exophiala spinifera, 636 nucleotides. RefSeq lists its product as uncharacterized. Lineage: Eukaryota; Fungi; Ascomycota; Eurotiomycetes; Chaetothyriales; Herpotrichiellaceae. Gene Ontology annotation, biological process: mitochondrial respiratory chain complex I assembly. Bases 1 to 636 code for a protein of 211 amino acids. The record is from RefSeq and is a predicted model, not a curated record. The transcript is spliced from 4 exons.